AUGAGUGUCCUCGUUCUACCUAAGGUAACCGUCAACCUACCGACUUCAUCGAUCAGCAUUGAGGAGUGGAACGUCCCAGAUGGAGUCGAAUUGGCCGAUCCAUCGUUCAAUGUGUCCCUGGGUGUGGACAUGGUUCUGGGAAUUGAAUCAUUCUUCAAUUUCUUUAGAAGCGGGCGGCUGAUUUCGUUGGGAAAUCGACUGCCGGCUCGUAAUGAGUCCGUUUGCGGUUGGGUCGUUUGUGGAGGAACAUCGGUUUCCAACCAAUCGCUGAACAUGAGCUGCAAAGUGUCGGCUUCAGAAGAUCUUGAAGAAUUAGUAGCCCAAUUUUGGUCCUGCGAGAAGGCCGGAGUUACCGAAAACUAUUCGCCACAAGAAGCACGUUGUGAGGAGCACUUCGUUCGAACGAGCACGGAGCGCAGGUUAGCGAAGGAUGCAGAGCUCCGUGGCCAAUACCGCUCUUUCAUGGAGAAGUAUCUUCAACUCGGCCACAUGACCAAGGGCGGGAUCGCUCAAAUUCAACCAAAACGCUGCUAUCUACCACACCAUCCGGUAGUUAAGCAUGCCAGUACUACUACCAAGGUGAUGCUUGUGGCGGACGUCGAGAUUUGUCUUGAUCCAGAUCCGUCGGUAAAAACGCUUGGCCUAACUUGGAUGCCGGGUACUGAUACUCUACGAUUCCAAUUCAACGUCCUCCCACCGUUAGAUGAAGCAGAAACUCUGACCAAGCGCAAGGUUCUGUCUAUUAUCGCGACCCCUUUCGAUCCACUAGGACUCAUCGGUGCUGCCAUUACGGCGUAUAAGGUGUUUAUGCAGAUGUUGUGGACUCUGAAGAACGAAGAUCAAGCACGCUUAGAUUGGGAUCACCAGCUUCCCGACACGGUGGGUGAGACGUGGCGAUCGUUCCAUUAA
Molecule: messenger RNA, 909 nt
Organism: Armigeres subalbatus
Lineage: Eukaryota; Metazoa; Arthropoda; Insecta; Diptera; Culicidae
Exons: 3
Coding region: 1-909 (302 amino acids)
Source: RefSeq, a predicted model, not a curated record